Molecule: messenger RNA, 1874 nt
Organism: Amoebophrya sp. A120
Lineage: Eukaryota; Dinophyceae; Syndiniales; Amoebophryaceae
Source: the annotation of a GenBank genome assembly
GGACCCACGAUGAUCGCAUCAAAUGUAGCACGAGAAGAUGUUGUUCGAGGAAACGGGCUCCAUUUUUUUCACUUAUUUGCUUUUCAAAAUUUUCUGCACCAGGACCUCUUGAUGCUUGCCGCCCCAGACACAUAGCACCCAUUCGAAAGCACUUUUUGGUAAGAUCGGACUUGUCACCCUUUACUCCCUGCAGUAAACAAGAACACAAUGCAAAUUUUGUUUACUCUUUAGUGCACAUGUAUAGCCACACACGAAUAUUAUAGAAGGUAGUCCUAUUCUGUGAAUGACAUCAAGAUAGGCCAAUCUCAAAGCAUUCACGGUCAGCUGCUACCGGUGACAGGGACAAGAUAGAAGCUUUCUCCUCCUUUCGAACCACGUGAAGUAGCUGGCUCACUCUUUAACAGACUUAGAACGGACUCGACACAUUCCGACGCUAGGCCGGGCGAUUUUGGGCGACCGGAAAUAAAGACCGCAGGAUGCGGUUGGUAAGUCUCAAAAUAUGGAAGUACCAGGAGGGCCAGUCCCUGCAGCUCUGCGAUUUUGAAAAUCUGCAGUUCAUUCAGUUCUUCCAGCGAAGCACGGCACGGGAGCAACUUCAGUUCCAUUCCAGAACAAUUGUGGACCACACCGAGCCAGGAAAAAGACAGACAGUAAAGCUGGAAGGCAACGUCGGUACUUUUACACUUUGCCCUUAUUCUGAUGUCUUCUAUAUCUUUAAAGCUGCCGGCUUUCGGCCGAAGCGAAAACGCAGUCUAGUGGAACAUGUGCGACCCCGGCCGGCUGCCGCUAUUGCUUAUGCUCGUUUUUGCUUCGCCUGAUCCGCUCUUCGAUCGGGCAUGACCAUCUUCAAAUCUGUGUUGCGAAUGAUGUACUUAGUAGUACUUUUUGCCCAAUCAGAAAUGACGAACAAAACUCCAUAGGCUAUUGCCACACGUGGAUUCACCCGAGUGGGGUCGCCUGCACUGCGGUAACGGACAAUGAAUACCCCCUGCGCGUCGCGUACACACUGAUCUCCGACGCCAUUACCGCCUUUCUGAAGCAGUACCCGAACAAUGAGGCUUCGCGCCAGACGGCAGACACCAGCAUGCCCUUCCAGGAGGGGCAAGCACUCUUCGACAAAUUUCAAAAUCCAGACGAGGCGGAUAAAAUAACCAAGAUCGAAAAGGAGCUGGACGAGGUAUCUUAAUAGCAGGGAUAAGUAUUCAUCAGUUUGAUCUUCGCUGUUCUACUUUUUCCGGCAAGAGGACAUGACCUGAAGCCGCACGACAUGGGUUUAUAUGUUUUUGUUGCUUUGAAGAUUAUGAUUAGUGUCCGGCUGCGGUCGCGACGUAUUUAAGGAUCAAUUUGAUCGUGCAUCUCACUCGUACAGGUAAAGGCGACCGUCAUAAAAAGCAUGGAUGACAUUCUGAAGCGGGGUGAGAAUCUUGAUAGCCUGAUGCAGAAGAGCGGCGACCUUUCAGCGACAUCUUACCAGUUCUACAAGACGGCACAAAAAAACAACCAAUGCUGUAGCAGCUUUUCAUGAACACGAGGAUCAAUCUUCCGAUCCGCGAAAGGCCCCCACCCUCCGUCCGCCUCGCGGAGUUUUGUGACCCCCCCUCACCAGUAUGACAUGCUAGUUGCGACUAUCUGGAGCGAAUCUGUCGACCUGCUAAAAACGACCCGACUUUUCCUUUUGGCAUCGCCGCGGAAAGAAUGAAUGCAAAGCGACGGCAGUUCGCGUUCUGGCUUCACAAUGCCCUCCAAACGGUCCCUUUCAGAAGCUCACAGCUGUGAGGACCUUUAGGUGUUGCGUCGUAGAGCCAGCGCGCUCGGCUGCACACGUGAAGAUCCAGCGAAUUUGUUAUCUGAGACAAAUGUGCCUUUCGCUAUAU